Lepus europaeus (European hare) is the source of this 825-nucleotide messenger RNA. RefSeq names its product cancer/testis antigen 55-like. NCBI's taxonomy places the organism in Eukaryota, Metazoa, Chordata, Mammalia, Lagomorpha, Leporidae. Bases 1 to 825 code for a protein of 274 amino acids. The record is from RefSeq and is a predicted model, not a curated record. The transcript is spliced from 5 exons.
AUGUUACAGUGGGGGAGGGGUGGUGGCAGUUGGGUCAUUCCCAAGGUUCUGAGUUCCAUCGUGAGUCAUGAUGACAGCGUUGCCGCCCAACCAGUCACGUCCUGCAACUCAGCAGAACAGAUCGAGACCCGGAGAAGGGGAUCUUCAGCUCUGCCUGCCCUGUCCUUGAGAUUGUUCAUUGAAAGACACCUGUGUGACCUGAGAGAUGACAGAAAUUUGGAAAAUCGAUGGGAAGUAGUGCCAAGUUCCUCUUAUGGUGUAACAGAUGAGUCCCUUCACUUCAAUACUGAUGAGGUGGGCAGGGUGAUGCUGAGAGGUGGGCAGAAAAGUACUGCUGAUAAUGAAGAAAGUGAACCAUCUGAGGAGUUAAAACCAUUUCAAGUGGAUGCAAUCGCUUUUGAUGUUCAUUUUGCUGGACAAUCUGACCUGCAAACCAGAAUUCUAAUUGGUUGUGUUACUGCUAUAAAGAAAGGUGUUGUCUACGUUAAUGAAACAAUUAAGUGUUCCCUAGACAAUGUCACUGAAGGUUUUGUGCCUUACAAUGGUGACUGGUUAGAAGUUGAGUAUUCAGUCCAACCAGGUACCUGGAAAAUCAGGGCACACUCAGCAAAGCCCUUGACCUGUAAGCAUGUCGAAAAGGUGCGCAUUACUAAUGUAAAUGGAAGAAAUGGGGUGAUAGAUCAUACAACCUUCUUCACCUUGGAUUCUGUGAAACUUCCUGAUGGAUACAUGCCUCAAAUCCAUGAUGUUGUCAAUGCUGUCGUAGUGGAAAGCGUUCUUGCAGGCUAUAUUUGCAGAGCAGUCCUUAUUACCCCAUGUGAAUAG